GUUUGGUUUUCUCCCUCAAGAGUCAAGAGAACACUCUGGUCAGGGCCCCCGGCCCCAAAUGCGCAAUUUGGUUUUCAACUUUUGAUUUCUUUCCACACUCGACACACACACUCCGCUUUCCUUACUCCGCCGCGGCUGGUGUCGCUGCUGUCGUCAUGAACUCCAUACGUCGAGCUAUCACUGCUGAACGAAAACGCCUCCUCACACUCUCUCCGACUUCUAUUCUCCAAAAACAGCACGCUUCUUCUUCUUCUACUACUGCUAGAAGUACGUCGCGAACUCUCAACUCCUCCAAAACUAGAGCGCCGGUAGUAAGAUCAUCAGCGCCUCCACCACCACCACCACCUUUGGCACCCACCUCAUCUUCGAAUGACGCCGUUCUGAAGGAACCAGUGACCUGGGCAAAACCUAGCGAGAUUCCGUGGCAAGCGAAGGUGGUUAAUUCGGUGAAUUUAAUUGGGCGAGUUAAGAUUCCUGUUCAGUUUGAAACUUCUUCUGAUGGUAAAAAUUGGGCCGGCACUAUCAUUUCUCAAGAUGAUGACUCUGAAUCUCCUACUUCUCUACCGUCUUUCUGGAUUCCAGUUAUAUUUGAAGGUGAUCUGGCACAUAUUGCAAUGAGCCAUCUGAAAGAAAAAGAUUUUGUACAUGUAGCUGGUCAUUUAAGUGUUGAUGUUCCACCAUUUAAACUAAGUGAAGUUCAAGCAAAUGUCCAGGUUAUGGCACACACCAUUAAUUUUGUUCAAAAGAAAACAUCUACUUCUACACCAUACAAGCUGGAUAGGUGGAGCACUAAGAAUUCAGAUGCAGCAUUUGAACAAGAAAAUGAAAGUCUGCUACUCGAUGAUGAUGCUGAAUCUCCCCAAGUCCAUAAUAAUUCAAAAGAAGUCAAAACUUUUCAUUCUGCUAAAAAGUUUGAUAAACAAAUCCCCCGUGCUUCUUGGAGAGAUCUGUUAACUAAUUCCACACAAUGGGAUGAUAACCGUGAAAAGAAACACAAGGGCUUGGUGAAAGCCAAAUACCCAGACUUCAAACACAAAGUCAGUGGUGAUGGACUAUGGCUUGACAAUGCACCACCAGAGGUUUUACAAAGCCUUGGACACUUACACUUUAAUGAGUCUGAUGGUGUUCCUUAUAACAAGGCUGUAAAAGAUGGUGAUUCUUGGAAACACUUGGUCGAAAAUCCUGGUAAUUGGUGGGACAAUAGACUAGAUAAGAAAAGUGAGAAGGCACCGGAUUUCAAAAACAAAGAUUCCGGGAAAGUGUUGUGGCUAGAUAGUGCACCCGACUGGGUAUUGUCGAGUUUGCCACCACUGCAACGUAAACCACUUGGUGUAGAUAUGAAAAAGGGAUGGGGGGUUUAGUAAUUUCCACCAACUAAAAAACCAUAUAUAUAUAUUUUUUGCAUUUUCUUUCUCUUUUUAAUUUUUUUUCUUUGCAC
Molecule: messenger RNA, 1438 nt
Organism: Lactuca virosa
Lineage: Eukaryota; Viridiplantae; Streptophyta; Magnoliopsida; Asterales; Asteraceae
Source: the annotation of a GenBank genome assembly